This is a messenger RNA of Megalobrama amblycephala (Wuchang bream), 1697 nucleotides long. Its product is annotated as E3 ubiquitin-protein ligase RBBP6-like. Gene Ontology annotation, biological process: mRNA processing; ubiquitin-dependent protein catabolic process; protein ubiquitination. Gene Ontology annotation, cellular component: nucleus. The transcript is spliced from 6 exons. The record is from RefSeq and is a predicted model, not a curated record. Gene Ontology annotation, molecular function: zinc ion binding; ubiquitin protein ligase activity; nucleic acid binding. NCBI's taxonomy places the organism in Eukaryota, Metazoa, Chordata, Actinopteri, Cypriniformes, Xenocyprididae. The coding region runs from base 3 to 824 and encodes 273 amino acids.
ACAUGCAAAUGCCUGUGAAACAGACUGAGAAUCUGGCUGAGGCAAAUGCAUCAGAGGAGGACAAAAUAAAAGCUGUCAUGUACCAGUCCAGUCUGUACUAUUAUUCCAGCAGUGAUGCGAUGAAGCUGCUUGGACUGCUUCCACCAAACUACAUCUGUUACCGCUGUGGGAUCCCUGGACAUCACAUUAAAAACUGCCCAACCUAUGGGGACGAAGGUUUUGCUCCUCGUAAACGCGUAUGGAAAUGCGCAGGGAUUCCUCGUAGUUUCCUGGUGGAGGUGGAUGAUCCUCACAGAAAGGGAGUCAUGAUGGACCGCAGAGGGAAAUACGUCAUUCCCAUUAUGGAUGCCGAGGCCUAUGCUAUUGGGAAGAAAGAGAAGCCACCCUUCUCUGUCCAGAAUGAGCCCUCAUCCUCAUCAGAUCCAGUGCCUGACGCACUGCUGUGUCUGAUCUGUAAGGAUCUGCUGACUGAUGCUGUGAUGAUUCCCUGCUGCAGAAGCAGCUACUGUGAUGAAUGUAUCAGAAUGUGUUUGCUGGAGUCUGAUGGACAUGUUUGUCCUACCUGCAGACAAUCAGAUGUUUCUCCUGAUUCUUUGGCAGCAAACACUGUUUUGCGUCAAGAGGUGAAUCAUUUUAGCAAUGGAACCAGAUCUUUGCAAUUCUACCAAAGUCCAAACCACAGCCGUCAAUCUUGGUCACCCAUUCCGGAAUCCUCAUCAAACAGAGGUCGAGAUGUGAGAAGAAAAUGUUCCCGUUCCAGAUCUCCUCUAAACAGCACUGACAGUGUCUCACCUGCUUCUCAGUUGGAGAGAGAGCGCAUAUAGAGCAGAGGAGACCACGUUACUGAGACUUUUGUAUUUUCCAUCUAGAGUUAGGUGGUAUUGAAAAUGAAACAUAUAAAUUGCAGAAUGGCGGUUGUCUUUUUGUGUUUUUAAAUACAAGAAGCUUUGAACUUUCACCCACAAACUCAUAUUAGUUCUGUUAUACUAAUAUUAGUUCCCAUAUGACAAACUAGUAACAGUCAAUUAAGUGCAUAAUGAUACUGCAUGGAAUCAGUGGUCAGAUGUAACAUCAUUUGUGAAAAAUGUCCCAUCUGGAAUUUUUUUUACCGGUCUGGAUAUUGCAGUUAUGAUACACAGUUAUGUAAACUGUAAAUAUCAUUUCUUGCAUAGUUAAUAUAUCAAGAAUAUUGCCUGAAGAAGUACAAAAUAUAUAUUAAUGUCAGACUCUGAUAAACAUACUUUGAUUUGUUUGAAAAACUUUGGGUCUCAGCCAUAAGUUUUUAUGUUGUGAAAAUAUUAUUUUGCAAUUCUAAAUAGAAAACAUUUCAUAUGUUUAUGAUAAAAUAAUAUUCCCAUUAAAUGGAUAAAGUAGCACAGUUUAAAAAAGCAUUGCUUGCCUGAAAUUUACUGUACUAUAAAAAUGCAGUGACAACUUUUCGUUCAUUAAGAGAUGACAGUUUGCUGCCUGAUAAUAGAAAAAUAAUAAUACAUCUGAUCUAUUAAAAUGUGUCAGUAGCAGUAAAAUGUGUCAGUUUAAAAAAAUCCUGUUAAAUUGAUGAAUUAAAAAUGCAGUUACAAACUUUUAGUCAUUAAGAGACAACAGUUUGGCCAACAGCCAAACUGAUGAAAUCACAUGACUUUGGUGCUCCAAACCGCUGAUUGGACACAAAAGAUUCCUAACGCUCCGAAGCUUCC